Messenger RNA from Musca domestica (house fly), 1078 nucleotides. Its product is annotated as transmembrane protease serine 9. The transcript is spliced from 4 exons. Gene Ontology annotation, molecular function: serine-type endopeptidase activity. Gene Ontology annotation, biological process: proteolysis. NCBI's taxonomy places the organism in Eukaryota, Metazoa, Arthropoda, Insecta, Diptera, Muscidae. The record is from RefSeq and is a predicted model, not a curated record. Bases 283 to 1011 code for a protein of 242 amino acids.
UUCCGACUUUUGCGGUUAGCGGUAGUGUUUUCGUGUUGUUGUUAGUGGUAGUAGUAGUAGUAGUAGCAGGUCGGUCCGUAGUAUAGUAGAUCGGUCGGUAUUCUUUGAAUGGUGCGGUACUAGUUUUGUUCUAAACGCCAAGUGUAUGUGUGAGGAAGAGAGAGGGAAUGAUGUUGUGCCGCUGCGCUCUCCGCUGCUGCUGCUGCUAAAUUUUCAUCACACUCGUCCUGCUCACAACGUAAUCCGAAAAUUGUCGGUGGCCUCGAGGCAGAUCGACAUGAAAUGCCCUAUAUGGUUAGUUUAACGCGUCGCGGUGGACAUUUUUGUGGCGCAACAAUAAUCCAUGAAAAAUGGAUACUAACGGCGGGUCAUUGUAUCUGCAAUGGACUGAAUAAAUUUAUGAAACCCUCACAAAUCCAGGGGGUUGUGGGGCUGCAUAGCAUAUCGCAAUAUUUGAAUGGCAUACACAACGAACGGGAUGGAGCUGCACCGGUGCAAGUGAACUUCAAGAAUAUAAUACCGCAUCCGAACUAUCAGUGCACGAACACGAAAAAUGAUAUUGCCUUAAUGGAGUUGUUACAGCCCAUAGCAUUUUCGAAAUAUAUCCAACCGUCUUGUCUGAAUUCCGAUCUUUUGCGUAGCAAUGAAAAUGAAUUGGCCACAGUAUCCGGCUGGGGUUGGACCAAUGAAAACCAGGCUGAGGGCGAUCGGGCUGAUGUUUUGCGCAAGGCCACUGUGCGUGUCUGGAACAAUAAUGCCUGUGAGAAGUCAUAUCAGUUGAAUGGACGGCCGUCGAGUGUCAUCAGUGACACGCAAAUGUGUGCUGGCUAUGAAAAUGGCGGCAUUGAUUCAUGCUGGGCUGACUCUGGUGGCCCCCUGAUGUCCAAGGAAAACUUUUUGAUUGGUGUCGUUUCCACGGGCAUUGGCUGUGCCCGACCUGGCCUGCCUGGAAUUUACACAAGGGUUAGCAAAUAUAUUCAAUGGAUGGAAUCUGUGAUAUUUUCUAGAUAAUUUUGUAACACUUACCUGCAAUUGUAAAGAAUGGUGUGAUAUAUAUGAUUAAAUGUAAUUAUUUUAC